Molecule: messenger RNA, 2007 nt
Organism: Ustilago hordei
Lineage: Eukaryota; Fungi; Basidiomycota; Ustilaginomycetes; Ustilaginales; Ustilaginaceae
Exons: 3
Coding region: 1-2007 (668 amino acids)
Biological process (GO): DNA integration
Molecular function (GO): nucleic acid binding
Source: RefSeq, a predicted model, not a curated record
AUGAGGAGACCAACCCUUCAUGGUAACGAGUUUGUCUCAGCAGAGCACAUACUACGAGCAGCUCUGGAAGAUGGACCCAUAGGGUUCAUGCUGUUGGAGGAGCCACCAUCAUCACUCCUGGCCUUUGGUUUUGUACCUACAGGCACAGACAAAGGAGUCGAGAUGGAGGUGGAGGUAGACAAGGUGGUGACGGCUGCAGACAUACCAAAGCCAUACCAACACCUGCGAGAUGUGUUUGAUGAGGUGGAAGCAGACAAGCUACCCCAUCAUACCGAGCAUGAUCUCCACCUCGAGUUGAUAGAAGGAGGUAAGCCACCUCAAGGGCCCCUAUACCUUAAGGGACCCAAGGAGAUGUCCGAGUUGAGGAGGUACUUGGAUGAGAACCUCGAGAAGGGGUUCAUAAGACCAUUGAAGAGCCCAGCACGAUCACCAGUGCUCUUUGUACCAAAGAAGGAUGGAGGUCUCAGACUCUGUGUGGACUACAGAGGUCUCAACAAGAUCACUGUCAAGAACAGGGCACCAUUGCCCCUCAUCGAGGAGCAGCUGUUCUUACUCAGGAAGGCAAGGAUCUAUACCAAGCUAGACCUUAGAGCAGCAUACAACCUCAUCCGGAUUGCUAAAGGAGAUGAAUGGAAGACAGCUUUUGGCACUCAGUUGGGACUCUAUGAGUACCUAGUGAUGCCCUUUGGCCUAGCCAAUGCUCCAGCUCACUUCCAGUCAUUCAUCAAUGACAUCUUCCGAGACAUCCUUGGGAUAUAUGUGGUAGUAUACCUAGAUGACUUCCUGAUCUUCAGUGACACUGAAGAAGCACAUGUGAAGCAUGUCACUGAGGUCCUCACUUGCUUAAGGAGCAACAGGCUCUUUGCUAAGCUGUCAAAGUGUGAGUUCCACACCAAGACAGUCGAGUUCCUGGGGUACAUCAUCAAGCCAACAGGCAUAGAGAUGGACCCAGAAAAGUAUCGACCAGGAGACAAAGGUGGUGAACCCGAUGCUCUCACCAGAAGGACAGACAUGCAACCAGCUGGUGAAGAGCAGGAUCACAAUGUGAGGCAACUACUGCCUCCUCGAGUGUUCAAGGAGACAGCAGACCAUGACUCGAUCCUAGUGGCCCCCAUGAUCUCGAUGGAGUCCAUAGCAUCAAAAGGUCUCAGAGACCUGGUCAAGAUCUUCCAGCCCUUAGACCAAGAGCUACAGGAGAUACAUAGGAAGAAGCCCUUCAAGGUCAGGGAUGACCUAUGGUACAGUGGAGGAAGUGCCAAAGAGGUAGAUGGACAGUCUCUCUCUGUAGAGCACCUGCAUUUCAUGGUGAUGACUCAAUGCCAUGAUGGCAUCACUGCUGGACAUGUGGGAAGAGAUGCUACCAUCAAGGCGGCCCAACAACAUUACUGGUGGCCAAACAUGACAGCUUGGAUUGCAGAUUAUGUAGCAAGUUGUCCUGUAUGUGCCAGGUACAAAGCUCCUCGUCACUGUCCAUAUGGGUUGCUACAGCCACUAGCAAUGCCAGACAGGCCCUGGGGCUCCAUAUCCCUCGACUUCAUCGAAGGAUUACCACCAUCAAGGAACUAUGACUCCAUCCUCGUCAUUGUUGACAGGCUGACCAAGUUUGCCAUACUAGCUCCAACCCAUAAGACAGUCAUGGCCAAACAGACUGCAGUGUUGCUAUACAGACACAUGGUUAGACUUUUCAGAUACCCAGACCACAUGGUCUCGGACCGAGGCAGGCAGUUCAUAUCAGGAGCAUGGAAGGCAUUCACAGAACAAAUGGGUGUGAAGCACUCACUUAGCACAGCUUACCAUCCUCAAACUGAUGGUCAGACAGAGAGGGUCAAUCAGGUCAUAGAGCAGUACCUAAGGAUGUACUGCAACUAUGAGCAGAAUGACUGGGCUGACCUGCUGGACACUGCAGCCUUUGUAUACAACAACACAGUCCACAACAGCAUUGGUGUCUCACCAUUCUUUGCAUGCUAUGGAUGGAACCCUAAGGCUCAUCCUGAUAUCCCUCAAUGA